GCUGAUUACCAUGCAAGAUGGAGAAUGGCGUAGCCGUUCAACCAUGGAGGUCACUCUUCCUUCAUUCUAUUGUUUCUUCUAUUGAUGGAUUGUGCAAUGCUAUCAUAUUGUGUAUAUUGUCUUCCCCAUGUAGAAUUGUUCGGUUCCACGAGAUACAAAUGGAUCACAUACACUGGAAAUGGUGGAUUGUCCGUGUGAGGGUCAUCAAGAAAGGACAUCUGCAAGAGAAUUAUUACGGCGAUCUACAAAUUCGGUUAAUACUAAUUGAUGAAUUGGGCACUAAGAUGGAGGCAAUUGUUUACCAUCGUCAAGCUGAGCAUUUCAACCAGCUUUUAAGAUGUGGAUCUGUUUAUGAUUUCUAUAACGUCGGGUUUGAUCCGACGGAAAUGAUCGUGCAUCUAAGAUUUAAGAUAAGAUCUCACUUCUGCAUGAUUCUCAAUAGUGCAACAACUACCCGCACGCCUCAUGGUCAUGUCCACAUGCUACGUUGUCCAUGGCGUUUUCCAGAAUAUGAUGAUAUUUUUUUGGCAAGGCACAAUUCUUUAGUAGAUGUCAUUGGAUUAGUUGUGCAUGUCGUGGACAUUGAGUUCAGGAGUUUGUAUUUGCGUCGGACAAGGAUAAUCGCGCUGGUUAAUCCUAGGUUGCAGAUAAUUUUCGUUCGUGUAUGGGACCAACAACUUACCCGCAACUUGACUAGGUGGCGCUCACCACGGACACAUUUCGAUUGUUUUGUGGCUACGCUGACGAGGGUGGACAGAAGAGCAGAUGAACUAUCAACUACUUAUGAAUCUGACAUAAUUUUUAAUCCUGAUUCAGCAUCAGCAAAUGAAUUCAAUGUUCUGCGCCAGGCGUUAGAAGUAUCACCUUCUAAUGUUCAAGAGCAGGUUGAAGAGUCUAUCGCUAGAAGAAACCUUCAUAAUUAUCAACGCCAAAACUAGAAGAUUUUAAUGAAGGCAACUAUAGUUACCUUUAUUUCGCAUACAAAUAAUGAUUUUUCGCUUCCAAGUUUUUAUAGUGUCAUCAACUUUGUUGCUUACUCAGAAUAAGCAGCACAAUUUUACAAUCUCAAUAUGAUACAAAAGUUGUUGCCACUCAUAUAAAAUGUUGUCCACGAAUCUAUAUGAAAAGCAUUUUUUACGUGCGAUCAAGAUGAUUUUUCCGAGUGGAGGAUUUGACCGUAUGUACCUGAGUGUCUAGAAAACU
Molecule: messenger RNA, 1203 nt
Organism: Oryza sativa Japonica Group (Japanese rice)
Lineage: Eukaryota; Viridiplantae; Streptophyta; Magnoliopsida; Poales; Poaceae
Biological process (GO): meiotic cell cycle; double-strand break repair via homologous recombination; DNA replication
Cellular component (GO): DNA replication factor A complex; nucleus
Molecular function (GO): single-stranded telomeric DNA binding; damaged DNA binding
Source: RefSeq, a predicted model, not a curated record